UAGUAGAAAGCACUGGCACUAGUGUUCAAUAUUCUUCAAAUACAAAAAUGUCGCUCUCCAAAUCUCAUUUUCCUUCAUUCAACAUGGCAGACUUCUCAGACUCCAUGAAAAAAUUGGGCUCCACAACAUCUACGUUCUUUAAUCGAGCAAAACAGUAUACAGAGGAACAGCUUGGGAAGUCUGAAGCCACUGUUCUUGAUGCAAGGUUUGAAUCUUUGGUGGAAAAAGCUGAUCGGACAAAAUGCCGCACAGAGCAGCUUUUGAGGCAGACGGAGACUCUCCUACAACCAAAUAUCGGAGUCAGAGCAGAGGAGUAUGUCUAUGACAAACUUGAGAAGAAGAAACCAGAGCGUAAGACCAACCUAGAGACACUGGGAUGUUACAUGUCAGAAACAGGCCAGGAGUUUGGACCGGGAACAAGUUAUGGAGGUGCUUUAAUUAAGUGCGGAGAAACUGAGAAAAAACUGGGACAAGCUGAGAAGGAGUUCAUGAGAAAGACAAAUUCUCAUUUCUUGCAGCCAUUGCGCUCUUUUCUGGAAGGUGACAUGAAGACAAUACAGUCUGAGAGAAAGACCUUGUUUGCAAAAAGGCUGGAUCUUGACUCCUGUAAAUCUAAAGUAAGAAAAGCACAGUCACCAGAGAAAAUGCAACAGAUGCAUUCUGCUGCUGUAAAGAAUAAGAAUUCAAAUAGCUUGUUUCUCAUUAAUGAACUGGAUCAGGCCGAGCAAGAACUCAGAGUCGCACAAGCUGAAUUUGAUCGACAGUAUGAAGUAACUAAGCUUUUGCUUGAUGGAAUUAACACAGCUCAUGCCAACCACCACCGUGCGCUCCUGAGUUUUGUCGAAGCUCAAGCACAGUACUACGCGCAGUGCCACAACUACAUGCAAGAACUUCACCGUCAGCUGGGUACCCCUCCCGGGGAUAUACUACCCCCUACCCCUGCGGCAAGUGCUCCGUCAGCUGCUGAAGUCGCUGCGGGACCAGACCCGGCUGGAUUCACUAGACCCGCGCAGACUAAAAAGGCUAAGGUGUUAUAUGAUUAUGAUGCUGCUGAUGACAGUGAGUUGUCUCUUCUGUCUGAUGAGAUACUGACAGUUUACACCCUUCCUGGGAUGGAUAAUGACUGGAUGAUGGGAGAACGGGGCCGACAACGUGGAAGAGUUCCAGUUACUUAUCUAGAACUACUUGACUAAAGAAAUAUUACUAUAACACACAAAUUCAAAAGGCUUAAUUACAGCUGGGGUAUUGACGGACAGCAGUUGUUUUAAGUUCCUCUAAUUACAUGCAUGAUUACGAGCAGAGAGAGAGCCAUUUUUUUUAUAAAAGUGAAAGAUAACCUUUAGGAGUUAAUGAAUGUAUGAUAAGGGAAGAAAAAAAUGACAUUUUCAUCAACCCUUUUAAGAAUGUAAGUAAAAAAAGAAAAUCUUAUGGGACUGGUCGUUUGACGAUAUGGAUGGUUUUCACAGCCGCCAUGUUGGAUGAAUUUAACAAAAGAUUCGUCAUUAGUCUCUUUUGUUAUAUCAUCCAACAUGGCUGCCGUGUCUUUUGUUAUUUCAUUCUCAUGGGAAUGAUUGAAAACCAGCAAAAGCGCAACCAUUUAGUGAUCUUUGGUCGCAUGUAUGGCUUAAAGCAUUUGUUACAUCAAUGAACUAAGAGUAUAAGUUCUAAUUUACUUGCGAAAUGCAGACCACGUUGGAAACGUCGUUCCAUUUUGGAAUCCAUUUUGAAGCUGGUGCCGUGCGCUUUCCAACCAUUCAUUUCUUUGCAAACAAAGUAGCCUGCAGAGCAGGCGUUCUUUUGAUGGAUUUGAGAGGAAGAAUCGGGGUUUUGGGGUUCCUGUUUCGACCGAGGGCACGCGAGAAAAAUGGGACCUAGCAAAAAAAGGGAACGUGGCUUCUUUUUUCGUGGAUCGGUUUCAAUUCUUGCUCGUUCCAAAGUUCCCCUAAAACCCCAGUUUUUCCCCAAACCCACAAGAACGCCUGCUUUGCAGGCUACGAUCAAAGACGCAAGCUAUAUUGCAUUAUAUGACCUUUACGCGGUAAGAUAUUCAAAAUGACCGCCUCGUCAAAAACGUGCGUUGGUUCUAAAAUACUGUCAUUGAUUCUGAAGGCUUGGUAACCUCAACAUUUUGCAACAACAAAAAAUUUGAAUCGGGGUGACACGUUGCAACAAAAUCACGCAACGUUGCUAUGCUAAGAAAUUUGGCUGGAAUUUUCAAAAUGUUGCGCGCAAUUUUGCAAGAGUAGAGCGCGAUUCAACUUCGGGUUUGUUGCAUGCAAUGCUGCAUGCAACGAGAUUCAGGGGUAGACACACACUGCAACACUCCUGUUGCGUGCAUUGUUGCACCGUGUGUUCGUACCUGCGUCCCUAAGCCUGGCUCGUCACACGACAGUGAGAGUUGCGUAACGACACUAAUAGCAGCUGCGUAGGAGAUAAUCUUAAACCAAAACUUAAAGAAAAAGCUAGUAAUACGUAAAAUACACAACAUCUAGAGAUUGGGAGUGACUAAUAAAAGGCGUUAGAAUGCAGACAAUA
Molecule: messenger RNA, 2535 nt
Organism: Actinia tenebrosa (Australian red waratah sea anemone)
Lineage: Eukaryota; Metazoa; Cnidaria; Anthozoa; Actiniaria; Actiniidae
Product: endophilin-B1
Biological process (GO): membrane organization
Cellular component (GO): membrane; cytoplasm
Molecular function (GO): protein binding
Source: RefSeq, a predicted model, not a curated record